UUCCCUACAUGUGACAUCAAAUUUUACAAGUUGGUGACUUUUGUAGCUUUCAGGAACAUUGAUCGUCUUCAGGAAAGCUUCCUCAUGCCUCCUCCAUCCUCCUUUCCUCUCCUCCUCUUCCUCCUGCUCCACCUGAGCGCUGACGUCCGGAGCUACGAGGCCCCCAAGGACAAGCAGGAUGUGUACGCUAGAAAAGCCUGUCCCGCCUUCCUGACCUUCACAAACGCUGCUUACCUGGCUGGAGUCACCGUGGAGCUGCCCUGCCACUGCAAACCUCAACAGGUUCAGUCAGUCGUGUGGUUCUUUAAGAAACGCCUGGGCGGCUCAGAGGAAACCAAAGCUCUGACUGAUCUGCAUGGCAACAAGCUCCUGGACCCUCGCCGCGUCCCUCACAGCGGGGACCUGCAGAGCCGCUUCUCCAUCCGCCUCUUCAGCCUCCUCAUCUUCAGGGCGGGGACCGACGACUCCGGCAUCUACAUCUGCGGCUCUGCACAGAGAGACUUCUUCUACGCUUACGAUCUGGACAUCCAGGAGGCUCGGACGCUCAGCUUCAUCCAGAGGCUCCCUCCAGACGACAUGUCUAAAAAACCGACAGUGAGAAAAGACCAGGGCUCUGCUAAGCUGCUGUACCAGAUGUUCACCAGCUUCCGGCCCUGGUCGGUCUGCGAUCGCUGUGGACUUCCAGGAGAGCAGGUCCGCGUGGGACUCUGCUACGUCCAGUCCAAGUUCCUGCAUGUGCGCUACAGACGGGCCAAUCAGACGGUCGCUUCAUGUGGCUCGGGAGCAGUGCCCGAGGCUUUUGGAAAGGUGAGAGGAAACAAAAACGGGGCCAAGCUGGAGGUUAAAAGCUGCCAUGUGACGUGUCCAAAACGAGGUCCUGCACCGUCCAAAAUCCUCACCCUGAUGAGGUUCCUCGGGUUCAAUUCAGGCUCCUUCCCAGUAGAGGUUCCAGUGUUCUACCUGUCUCAUCCUGCAGACCGAGUCCUGACCCUGGGCUGUCCUGGGGCAAGACCUAGCAUGGCUGUGGCCUGGGACCGGAAAUCUGAACCCAUCUAUCGAUUUGCACACCCAGCAGGUCGUAACGGCAGCAACACAAACCCCCGACUGGUGAUCGACACGGGACACCACCUGGUCUUCAAUCCUGCUAAAACUCAGGACUCAGUAGGAGUCUACUACUGCUGGCUGCAGGGACAACAAGCCGCCGAGAUACGCCUGCUGGUCUACACACAUUUUGGGCGCAAACAAUCUGUGACAUCACAUCCUGAUUUCCCCGUCGCCCUGAGUUUCAUACUGAGAUCGUAUGCGGUCAUGACGGCCGUGUUUACCUCGCUGCUGGUGUGCAGAGCCGGACUCAGACACCUCAGAGACACCAGAGAAACACACGAUGAAUAAAGUCUCUUAAAUCCUCAGACAUCCAGAACUCAAA
Notolabrus celidotus (New Zealand spotty) is the source of this 1426-nucleotide messenger RNA. Its product is annotated as Ig-like V-type domain-containing protein FAM187A. NCBI's taxonomy places the organism in Eukaryota, Metazoa, Chordata, Actinopteri, Labriformes, Labridae. The transcript has 5 exons. The record is from RefSeq and is a predicted model, not a curated record. The coding region runs from base 85 to 1392 and encodes 435 amino acids.